Molecule: messenger RNA, 971 nt
Organism: Oncorhynchus masou masou (cherry salmon)
Lineage: Eukaryota; Metazoa; Chordata; Actinopteri; Salmoniformes; Salmonidae
Product: stabilizer of axonemal microtubules 4-like
Exons: 6
Coding region: 359-943 (194 amino acids)
Molecular function (GO): phosphatase binding
Source: RefSeq, a predicted model, not a curated record
ACAACAGCAACAGGCACAACAGGCACGAAACAGAUCAGGGAACAAGCAGAGUGAGCUUAAGGUGCAACUGCAAGCUACUUGUAUUGGGAGCAACAGUUUGCUUCUAUGACAUCUCUUGUGACCUCAUUUCGUCCGUCAUUGUGAAGUGCUGCUGGCGCCACUUGGAGAAUCACCGUAGCAACGGUCGGUAUCAUGGAGACCGCACGGGUCCCGGGCUAUAAAACCUAACACGGCGAGAGGAGGCCGCCGGUACGCAGAAACACCGCUUCGACAGACAGGCAGCUUUUUUUCCCUCUGUCUAUCGUUGUUGCUAGUGGAGUUAACUGUAGUAUUUAUCCAUGAUCCUGGUCCCUCACAGAUGGUUAGUCAGGUAGACCUGGUCACCAGGCCCUCUCUAAGAGGACCAGGAAGCCCAGGAGGCCGUCUGGCCAACACCUCCCUCAACCUCUACUGUACCUCCUACAGGGCUUCUUUUGGCAAAGAAGGCUUCAGUCCAUGUCUAGGUCAUCAUUACGGGACAGGGUACUCUGCCAACCUGAGACCUGCUGUUUAUUACAGCCCUAGUCUGGACCACACUGAUAACCCACAGUUAGGGCGUUCUCUGCAAGAUAGUUUCCAUUCUCAGACUAAGCGCCAUUUCCAGCCCCUGACCAGACCUGAUGGGUCAGAGACCCUGCCUUGCCCCAGUGGACAGAUCAGAGAGAGUGGAUACCUACAGCUGAAGACACGGCCUACAGCAAAUGUAUCCAUCCAGACAGAGUAUAAGGAACACUUUGUUCCAUAUCGUCCCAGACCACCAGUUUCUCAGAAGCACCAGUUAGUGGGAGCCCAAGGAGAGAGCGGUUUCACCGAAGGGACGGCCCUGCAACCCAACACCUUUCUUCCCCAGUACCACAUGGUUAGUGUUGCUCCCUCUAAAUAUACAAUAUUGCCACAUGGUUAGUGAUGAGUGUUCAAAUACCAUUGGAAAU